GUAAUCGAGCCCUCGCGAAGCGCUUGGAGGAGCCCGAUAGUCUUGGUGCCCAAGCCGGAUGGGACCACCCGAUUCUGCAUCGACUAUCGCGAACUGAAUAAGGUGGCCCAGUUCGAUGCAUACCCCAUGCCCCGAGCAGAUGUGUUGGUAGACCACCUAGGGUCCGCCCGCUACCUGUCGGCCCUAGACUUGACGAAGGGCUACUGGCAAGUGCCCGUGCGGCCAGCGGACCGGGAGAAGACAGCCUUUGCCACCCCACGAGGCCUCUUCCAGUUCAAGAAGAUGCCGUUUGGUCUACACGGGGCAGCUGCCACGUUUCAGCGGCUGGUAAUCGAGCCCUCGCGAAGCGCUUGGAGGAGCCCGAUAGUCUUGGUGCCCAAGCCGGAUGGGACCACCCGAUUCUGCAUCGACUAUCGCGAACUGAAUAAGGUGGCCCAGUUCGAUGCAUACCCCAUGCCCCGAGCAGAUGUGUUGGUAGACCACCUAGGGUCCGCCCGCUACCUGUCGGCCCUAGACUUGACGAAGGGCUACUGGCAAGUGCCCGUGCGGCCAGCGGACCGGGAGAAGACAGCCUUUGCCACCCCACGAGGCCUCUUCCAGUUCAAGAAGAUGCCGUUUGGUCUACACGGGGCAGCUGCCACGUUUCAGCGGCUGGAGCAGGUUAGUGUAGUGAUGUGCUUGGAUCUGGGCGAUCCUGGACCAAUUAACUUCUCUCAGCCACACCUACCUCAUAAGGUUGGCGUAAUAUAG
Messenger RNA from Eublepharis macularius, 750 nucleotides. RefSeq lists its product as uncharacterized. The transcript has 3 exons. Lineage: Eukaryota; Metazoa; Chordata; Lepidosauria; Squamata; Eublepharidae. The annotation marks the transcript as partial. The record is from RefSeq and is a predicted model, not a curated record.